Messenger RNA from Thyridium curvatum, 1458 nucleotides. RefSeq lists its product as uncharacterized. The transcript has 2 exons. Gene Ontology annotation, biological process: biosynthetic process. The record is from RefSeq and is a predicted model, not a curated record. Gene Ontology annotation, molecular function: L-alanine:2-oxoglutarate transaminase activity; pyridoxal phosphate binding. Lineage: Eukaryota; Fungi; Ascomycota; Sordariomycetes; Thyridiales; Thyridiaceae. The coding region runs from base 1 to 1458 and encodes 485 amino acids.
AUGUCGUCCACGUCGUCACGGAGGCUCAACUAUGACAACAUCAACCCUCACGUCAAGGCGGCCCAGUACGCCGUGAGGGGCGAGCUCGCCGUCAAGUCGGAGGAGUACCGCGCCAAGCUCGCACGCGGCGACACCGACCUGCCCUUCAAGGAGGUCAUCUCUGCCAACAUUGGCAACCCCCAGCAGCUCGACCAGAAGCCCAUCACCUUCUUCCGCCAAGUACUCAGCAUUCUCGAGAACCCCAAGCUCCUAGACCACGAGGAUGUGCUGGUCAAGCACAUGGAAUACAAGCCCGAUGUCAUUGAGCGAGCAAAGUGGCUGCUCAAGGCAGUCGGCUCUGUAGGCGCAUACAGCGCCAGCAACGGUGCGCCGGCGAUCAGGCAGCGGAUCGCUGAAUUCCUCGAGAGGCGAGAUGGCUUCCCCGCAAACGAGGCCGACAUCUACCUCUCUGGAGGCGCCUCCUCUGGCGUCAACACUCUUCUGCACAUCAUCUGCGCAGGCCCAGAGACCGGCAUUCUGAUCCCCAUCCCUCAGUACCCCCUCUACACCGCAUCACUCUCCAUCUUGAACGCCACGCCCGUGCCUUACUAUCUGGAGGAGCACCACCACUGGGGCACGGAUCUCACCUCGAUCAAGAAGGCCUGCGAGGACGCCAAGGCCAAGGGCACCGACGUCCGUGCCAUAGUCAUCAUCAACCCCGGCAACCCGACCGGCGCGUCGCUGUCCGAGGAAGACGUGCGCUCCGUCAUCGAGUUUGCCCGCGAGGAGCGCCUCGUCAUCAUGGCCGACGAGGUCUACCAGACCAACGUCUUCGUCGGCCGCUUCCACUCGUUCAAGGCCGCCCUGCGGCAGAUGCAAAAGGAGAACCCGGGCAAGUACGACAGCGUCGAGCUCGCGUCGCUGCACUCCAUCUCCAAGGGCAUGGUGGGCGAGUGCGGCCACCGCGGCGGCUACUUUGAGCUCGUGGGCUUCGACGACAAGGUCCAGGCCGAGAUCUACAAGUUCGUCUCCAUCACCCUGUGCGCCCCCGUCAUCGGCCAGUGCCUCGUCGAGCUCAUGUGCAACCCGCCGCGCGAGGGCGAGCCGAGCUUCGAGCUCUACAACGAGGAGUACACGGGCAUCUACGAGGGCCUGCAGAAGCGCGCGACCGCCCUGCACGAGGCCUUUGCGCAGAUGGAAGGGGUCGAGUGCGACCGGCCCCAGGGCAGCAUGUACCUGUUCCCGACCAUCACGGUGCCGCCCCGGGCCGUCGAGGAGGCGCGCAAGGAGGGCCGCCGGCCCGACGAGUUCUACUCGAUGCGCCUGCUCGAGGCCACGGGCGUCUGCGUCGUGCCGGGCAGCGGCUUCGGCCAGAAGGACGGCACGCAGCACUUCCGGACGACCUUCCUCGCCCCGGGCACCGAGUGGGUGGGCAGCAUGGUCAAGUUCCACAAGGAGUUUAUGGACCAGUACCGGUAG